Molecule: messenger RNA, 864 nt
Organism: Saccharomyces paradoxus
Lineage: Eukaryota; Fungi; Ascomycota; Saccharomycetes; Saccharomycetales; Saccharomycetaceae
Gene: FIN1
Product: Fin1p
Exons: 1
Coding region: 1-864 (287 amino acids)
Source: RefSeq, a predicted model, not a curated record
AUGAGUAAUAAAAGCAACCGUAGGAGUUUACGUGAUAUAGGGAAUACAAUUGGUCGAAGUAAUAUACCCAGUGACAAGGACAAUGUCUUUGUGAGAUUAAGCAUGUCCCCUUCGAGGACGACAAGCCAAAAAGAGUUUUUGAAGCCACCUAUGAGGCUGUCACCUAACAAGACGCAUGGCGCGAAACAUAGCAUACAAGUAACACCGAGAAGGAUAAUAUCACCGGAAUGUUUGAAGGGCUACGUCUCUAAAGAAACUCAAAGCCUGGAUAGACCGCAGUUCAAAAAUUCGAAUAAAAAUGUGAAGAUCCAAAACUCAGACCACAUAACAAAUAUAAUAUUUCCUACAUCACCAACCAAAUUGACGUUCAGUAAUGAAAAUAAAAUCGGAGGUGACGGUUCUCUAACCAGAAUACGAGCCCGGUUUAAGAAUGGGCUCAUGUCACCUGAAAGAAUACAACAGCAACAGCAGCAACAUAUUCGCCCUUCAGAAACUAAAAGCAGCACUGAGUCCAAGGCAAAUCCAUUUGAAAAUGAGCACCCUCAAGAUAAAGAUAAACUGAAAAGGAAAAAUUUAUUAGUUGAGCUAAAAAAAGAAGAGGAAGAUGUGGGAAGUGGCAUAGAGUCUCUCACCAAAUCGAACACUAAACUUAAUUCCAUGCUUGCAAAGGAAGGUAAGGUACAGAAAGCCAGCUUCCAGAAAAGCGUAAAGUUUAAAUUACCUGAUAGCAUAGUGGCUGAAGAGACUGCGGAACUAAGGGAAAUAAAGGACUUAGUAUUGCAAAUGUUAAGAAGACAACGAGAGAUUGAAUCAAGGUUAUCCAAUAUCGAACUUCAGCUCACGGAAAUACCGAAACACAAAUAA